AUGACGACCAACAACGACCACAACGCCAAUGACUCUUUAACUUCCCUAAAUGCCUUGCUCAGACGUACAGCCUCUUCCCAACCUCUCAACCUCUCGCAGUCGGAUUUACAACUCAUCCCUACAUCUUUGUCAAGCUCGAACAGAGAAACCAAGUCCAUCUCCCUCAUUAUCUUAUCUAAAUGGUCCAAUCAAUUCAACCCCAAAUAUGAUAACUCCAAGGAUCAUGAGGAAACCCACCGACCCUCUUCCCAAGAUUUGAUCCCAACCCUUCGACCAUUUUUACUCUCCACAUUCUCCGAAGACAGACCUCCAGAAGAAUAUAUCCCUUUCACUUGUCUCAUCUCUCAUCUAUACCCUCUUCACCCUGCAACAUGUACCGACAUACUCACCACUUCGACCUUCGAAAGUGAAGCCGGUAAAGAAGAUGCUUUGAGCGUUUUACUCGAAGCUGCCGAAUUACCCUCUUCCCUUCAACUCGCAUUAGCCGAAAUGUUCGUCCAUGCCACAUCUACAAAAUCGGGAAGAGAAUUGAUACGUUCCCGUGCAUUGGAUUGGUUAAAAGGAGGUAUGACAAUGGGAUCUGAAUUAGGAGUUUUAUGUUCUGUAUCACUUGCCAAAUUAUCAAGUGCUGAUCGUGAUAUCCAACCCACUUCUACAACUACAUCAACCGAAUCGGAUAAUUUGGAAAUUGACGAUGUGGAGAUAUGUGAACGGAUGAUUUCUCUCAUUCAAUCUUCUCCUUCUUCUUCUUCCAUCUUAUCAGAAACAUUAGAAGGUAUCUCCAUACUUUCUCUCAGACCUCAUAUCAAAAAUCUCCUUUCUCACAAUGAUAAAUUCCUCAAAUCACUCAUUUCUUUAUCACCCAUCCCAACGCCAAAAGGAGGUAGUUUGCCUCUUGUCCCUAGAGGUGAAAUGAAUAAUGAGGUGAAAUCUGAUCUUGUGGAUUCAGGUAUUUGUUAUGGUAUCACUACCAUUCUUGUCAAUCUUACCAAUCCAAAGAGGAAUUUAACGGAAGAAGAAGAACAAAUCAAAAAACUUCGUUCUAUGGCAGUUGGGAAGAAAGUGGAACUGGAAUUGGACCCAAUGGUAGAAAUGGAGAUGGUUAAGGAAAGAACUAAGAAAGUGAUUGAUAAUGGUGUUGUCAAUGCUUUAAGUGGAUUGAUACGUGCAGAGAGUAAACUUGUAAAGGAAAAUCUAGGAAGAUUAUGUUUGAAUCUUGUGGAAGAUGUAAAGAAUAGAAGUUUGUUUUUGAAAGAUGGAGGAUAUAAAGUUUUAUCAAGUUUAAUUAGGGAUUUGAUACCUCCUUCUUUGGUUGUUUACGAUCCCAGUUUGGAUUCUUCAACAAAUACCAAAGCACAAGACUCUCAAGACAAGUCUACUUCCUUGACAAAUGAAUCCACUUUGAAAGAUGAAGUAAACGAAAAUGUUGGAUUGACAAAUACGAACCACGCAACUACGAAGAUAGUUGAAAGUAUUGAAGAAGAAUAUGAUAUAAUACCAGCUAUACAAGCAAUGGCAAAGAUGAUAAUAACAACACCACCUCAAUUACUUUUCACUCCUCCUUAUCAAACCACCUCCCUAGAUGCUAUUUCACCACUUUGUAGAUUAUUACUGGAAUCAAAUACGUUAUUACAAUUCGAAUCUUUGAUGGGAUUAACGAAUUUAUCUUCCAUUUCUACAGAACAUUCAACAAGAAUAUUCUAUUCUUUCGUAUUUCCUUCUCAUCCCUCCAAACCUUCUCAUUCCUCUUCUCUCCCAUCCUUAUCUCAAAAUGAUCCCCCUUCUUCUGAUCAAAUCCAAAGGAAAAACUCCACGAACUAUUCGUCGGCAAGACAGAAUGGAAGUGGGAAAGAGAGCAGCGGAAUGUUUUCAUCCCCAGUCACACCAACUCGAAUCCUUACGAAGAUAGAAGAAUUAACGAUCGACCAUAAUACCCUCAUCCGUAGAGCGGCAACACAACUCGUAUGUAAUUUAGUUUCAUGUGAAAAAGCCUUUGAAGCGUGGAGUGGGGAAGAUGGUAAUUUUAGGUCAAAAGAGAGAUUGAACAUUUUGGCAGUUUUGAGUAAUGGGGAUGAUUUAUCAACGAGAUUAGCUGCGGGAGGAGCAUUGGCGAUAUUGACAGAAUCGAGGGAAACGUGUAAGAGGUUGUUAGUGAUGAAUGGGAGGAAUAUUUGGGAGAGAGUGUGGGAAAUGAUGGGGUUGGAGUAUGAAGAGGAUGGUUUUGACUCUACUACGGAGAUGGAAGUGGGUAUCGAAAAUCCGAACGAAAAUCGCGAAGGAAACAAGACUGAGAAAGGAGAGAAGGAGAAGGAGAAGGAGAGGGAGAGGGAGAAUGAGCAAGAUGAGGGUUUGAUAUUGAGAGCAAUAGUGAUCAUUUUGAAUUUACUCAAUCACGUCGUAUCUCUUUCAAUGAAAGAACAGAACGAACAAAUUACCCAAAUCAGAAAAACAAGAAUGGAAGAUAUUCUGAAAAAGUUGAUGAGUGAGAAAACGGGAGAUAUCUCGGAUUCUGCUCAAGAAGCUCUGAACAUCUUGGGACGGUUAGGAAGUACGUAA
Tremella mesenterica DSM 1558 is the source of this 2556-nucleotide messenger RNA. RefSeq lists its product as uncharacterized. The coding region runs from base 1 to 2556 and encodes 851 amino acids. The record is from RefSeq and is a predicted model, not a curated record. Lineage: Eukaryota; Fungi; Basidiomycota; Tremellomycetes; Tremellales; Tremellaceae. The transcript has a single exon.